Messenger RNA from Mucor velutinosus, 498 nucleotides. RefSeq lists its product as uncharacterized. The transcript is spliced from 2 exons. Bases 1 to 498 code for a protein of 165 amino acids. Gene Ontology annotation, biological process: phospholipid transport. NCBI's taxonomy places the organism in Eukaryota, Fungi, Mucoromycota, Mucoromycetes, Mucorales, Mucoraceae. Gene Ontology annotation, cellular component: cytoplasm. Gene Ontology annotation, molecular function: phosphatidylinositol transfer activity; phosphatidylinositol binding; phosphatidylcholine binding. The record is from RefSeq and is a predicted model, not a curated record.
AUGAAGGAUCAUUUUUCGAUUGUUUAUGAAACAUUACAUGUCAAUGGAUCACGCGGCGAGCUGGAGAACGCUUUGAAGAUCUCAAAGGAAGAUUUGAAAAAGAGAAAUGUCAUCAUCAUUGAUAUCGCCAACGAUAAGAUCAGUCCCAAGGAUUACAAGCAGGACGAGGAUCCCAAGCUUUAUCACUCUGAAAAGACAGGUCGUGGCCCUCUGACAGAUCCUGAAUGGCAAAAGAACGUUGAGCCUGUCAUGACGUGCUAUAAGCUUGUCUACAUUGAAUUCAAAUGGUUUGGCAUCCAAGGCAAGGUAGAAUCCUUUUUGGCAAAGACUGUCCAAACACUGUUCACAAAGUUCCACAGACAGCUGUUCUGCUGGACUGACAAGUGGUAUGGUAUGACUAUUCAAGAUAUCCGUGAUUUGGAGGCACAAACCAAGGAGGAAUUGAAUGCAAAGAGAAACGAAGGCGAAGUGCCUGUCAGUUCUUUAGACGAUAUGUAG